Molecule: messenger RNA, 1786 nt
Organism: Ctenopharyngodon idella (grass carp)
Lineage: Eukaryota; Metazoa; Chordata; Actinopteri; Cypriniformes; Xenocyprididae
Product: CD209 antigen-like protein C
Exons: 4
Coding region: 49-933 (294 amino acids)
Source: RefSeq, a predicted model, not a curated record
AUUUUUGUCACUUGACUGUUUAAGACACAUUGUCUGUCAUCUUCAGAAAUGGCUAGUGUGAGGAUCAGAAGCUCCAGAGCAGCUCCAGUGUGUUUGGUGCUGCUGUGUGUUCUUCUGCUGACUGCAGUCAUAGUGCUGGGUGUCUACAUCCAUACAAAGAGCACAAACUACACAGAAGAGAGAAAUGAGCUACUAACCAAGAUCACCAACCUCACAGAAGAGACACACCAACUACUAACCAAGAUCACCAACCUCACAGAAGAGAGAGGCCAGCUACUAACCAACAAUACCAACCUUACUGAGGAGAGAGAUCAGCUACUAACCAAGAUCACCAACCUCACAGAAGAGAGAGGCCAGCUACUAACCAACAAUACCAACCUUACUGAGGAGAGAGAUCAGCUACUAACCAAGAUCACCAACCUCACAGAAGAGAGAGGCCAGCUACUAACUAAGAGCAUCCAGUUGACUAAAGAGAGAGAUGUAUUAUCAUCAAAUAAAUGUGACCUGAUUAAACAAAGAAACCAGUUAAAACAAGAGAAAAAUGAACAGUCUAAAAGUCUUUGUGAAAAGGUUGGAUGGAUGUGUUAUGAAUCCAGUUAUUACUACAUUUCCUCUGAGAUGAAGAACUGGACUGAGAGCAGAAGAUACUGUACAGACAGAGGAGCAGAUCUGAUCAUCAUAAACAACGGAGAGGAACAAGAUUUUGUUAAAAGAAUAUCUGGUGGUGCUGCAGUCUGGAUUGGGCUGACUGACAGUGAUGUGGAGGGCACAUGGAGAUGGGUUGAUGGCAGCACACUGGCCUCUGGGUUCUGGGAUCCUCGAGAGCCCAAUGGACACAGACGAGAAAACUGUGUUAUAAAUUAUUCACCAGGAUGGGCUGAUUACCCAUGUGAUGAUACUCAUAAAUGGAUCUGUAUGGGCAUUUUAAAAUAAAUCAUGAACUGCAGGAUUAUGUAAUAAAAAUGAAAGAGUAAAAAAGAGAGAAAUAGAAAGCAAGGAAUUAUUUAGAAGACAUGCUCAGAAUGAAGCAACUGCUGCCAGUAUUCUUUUUCUUUUGUAUUGUACUUUUUUAAAAUUAAAUCAGAUUAACUUUUUUCCAUUGUUAUAUGAAAGCCACAUUAAAACUUUUUUUUUUUACUUUUUCAAAUGCCUUUUUUAGAUUUUCAAAUGUCUUUCAUUCAUUUGACUUGACUAUAUGAAAAAACAUUUAAAGCUAUGAUGAGUGAUAUUUUUUUUGUGAUAUAAAAUAAACCAUUUCAAUAUUUGUUUUAUGCAAAUAUUAUUUAUUUGUUUAUCAUUUUAAACUAAUUAGGACUAUCCGUCACUUCACUGCCAUCAAUUCCCCCAGCAACAACUAUUCUCCAAAAAAACUAAGACUCAAUAUGAGAAGAAAAAACACAUGCUUUAAACUAGCUACUCGAUUAGCCUUAAAGGGGUGGUUCAUUGCAAUUUCACUUUUUUUAACUUGAGUUAGUGUGUAAUGUUGCUGCUUGAGCAUAAACAGUUUCCGCAAAGUUACAGCACUGAACGGAGAUAUUGUCUUUUAAAGUUAUGGCAGUUUAAUGCCUACAAUUACGACCGGUUUGGACUACACAAGCUUCUUCCUGGGUUGGUGACAUCAUAAACCCUGCAAUUAAAAUAAACACUGCCCCCGGGAAUACACAAAAAAGUGGGCGAGGCCAUGUCGCGUGCAUACAAGUCUUCUUUCUAGGGACGCUGGACUUCGGGAACAAUGUUUAAAAUUUAUGUUUAAUUCUGUUCCUGACAAUUAUAAUGCUAAUUUUGC